AUGCUAAUCCCAGAACAAACCGAUCAAGAACGCCAUCUGGAAGACAAGCAACAAGGAGGGGUGAGAGAAGCCGGAGUCCUCGUGUCCCUGAAAGACGUCCCACCAGAAAUGAUGGACAAAUCCAGGGAAUGCGAAGGGAACGCAGAGGAAGGCAAGAUAAUUCCCCAAGACGGGGAACAGACAGAGCAAGAAGAUGGAAUUUAAGGACUCGCAGGCGCAGAGACAGAUCUGAAAGUGAAGGAGAAGAUAGGCAAAGACCAGGGAGAAGCAGAUCUCCCUUAAAUCGUAAUGAUGUGCCACCUCCUCCUAACGUAUAUAAUGCUGGGGAACUGGAAAUUGUAGGAAACCAGCCGGCUGAGAACAAUGAAGGAAAUCGCCAGCCAGGGCCUGCUCAAGAGCCUUCACAACCUGUUAAUGCCCAAGAUGUGGAUAACAAUGAGCCUCCCCUUGCACAAAAUGAGGACCCUCCCCAACCUAUUCCACAGGGAGCUCAGGGAGAUGAUGAGCAGGAUGAAUGCAGCAUUUGCUUGAGUGCAUUUGAUCCUGCUGAGGAAAUCAUGCUGCUGCACUGUGGUCACAGAUUCCAUAUUGAGUGCAUACAGAUGUGGCUGCAGGAACAUUGCACCUGUCCCAUGUGCAGGGCAGUUGUUAUAAUCUAA
This is a messenger RNA of Pelobates cultripes (western spadefoot toad), 659 nucleotides long. Lineage: Eukaryota; Metazoa; Chordata; Amphibia; Anura; Pelobatidae. The record is from the annotation of a GenBank genome assembly.